Molecule: messenger RNA, 1515 nt
Organism: Tuber melanosporum (Perigord truffle)
Lineage: Eukaryota; Fungi; Ascomycota; Pezizomycetes; Pezizales; Tuberaceae
Exons: 1
Coding region: 1-1515 (504 amino acids)
Source: RefSeq, a predicted model, not a curated record
AUGACUAGCGCCUCCCAUCUUGAGCUUCAAGACCGAAUACAAUUCACUACCUCUUUAUCGGAUUUGGUGGUUGAAUCCCAGCAGCUCCGAACAGCUAUUUUGUCAUCCCUUGUCACGAACAAGCUCUCACAUCCAAUUGCAAAGUUUUUAUCGGCACAUGACAAGUCUCCAACAUAUACAUGCCAGGAUUGGGAAGUCUGCCCCGCUGGUCUCCUACAGUUGCAGAACAAAUUGGCUGUAGCCCUUUGUACGUUGGUUUUACGAGCUGGAAUUUACUCCCAAAAGGAUGACACAAUCUUUCUUGAUCCAUCACUCGCCACCUCAUUGUUAGAAAAGCAACUUGACCUUUCAAAAAUUAAGAAUACUUGCUCCGCUCAUUACUCCAUACGAUCAAACCCCAACUCUCCAAGUAUCGUAUCCAUAUUCGAGACCUCUGCAACUCCUGACAUUAAGACCAACAGCCGCGACUGGCGAAUGCAUCUGAGAGAGGCGAUGCUUAGAGACGCCGGCCGGCAAAACGAUGUGAUCAUCGCCGAGGUUGGAAUGAUAUGCCGUGAUCUGGAAAUUAGGUGCGAUGGAGUGGAAAAGCCUCUACGGGACGAGGAAGAGCGAUCAGAGAAAUUACGGCAAGAGAUCAAGGAUCUGGAGGCCCGGCUGGAAGAAGAGACUGAGGAACGGUCUUCUCUGAAUGAGACCCUCGAACACGAGAGGGAAGAGUUCAAGUAUAAGCUUGAUGGGGAGAACGAGAAGGCUCGCGAGCUAUUUUCUAGAAUAGGAGACCUCGAGAGAGAGCUGCAAACAGCCCGAGAUGAGGCGUCCAGAGUUAGAUCAGAAUCCCAGGAAGCUUUUGAGAAACUGGAUGCCCAGCAUAAGGCCGAGAUGGUAAGGAUAGGCAUUGAAUCCCAAGAGGUUCUCGAGGGUCUGCGCUCCUCGCACGAAGCUGAGCUUCGCCAAGUCCAUCACGAUUCCCAAGAGGCACUCGAAAAACUCUCCGCAUCGCACAAAGCAGAGAGGAAAGCGGCCCAAGAAGUGGCAGAUGAGCUUGCCCUCGGACACAUUGAGGUCCUGAAUCAACGUCAAGAAGCGAUCGAAGAACUUGAAACACAAAAUAGGUCACUUGAGCAACAAUCUGAUCGACUAAGGGAGGCUCUCGAAGAGCAGAGAAAGGAGAAUCACGCGGCUGAUGAGAAAGUCAUUAGAAUGGAUGAACGGAUCCGGGGUAUGGACCGUGAGCUUUCAGAGCUGAGUCUCGAGAUGGAGUGUCAGAAAACGGCUCUCGAUCGUAAGGAUAACGAGAUCGAAACUCUCAAACGGCAACUCCAAGCUGCAAAGUCAGACGCGGAAGAUAUCAGGAGGGUGAUGGAUGCGGAGGUUGCGAGGCUGCAAGAGAAUCUCAAGCAUCAGAAAGACUUAGCUCAGGAGCUGGAGAGAAAGCUUGAAGGGACGGAAAAGGAAGCAAGGGAGAGGAUCGAUAAUUUAGAAACUCAGAACAAUUCAAAAGUACGUCUUCCAUGA